Molecule: messenger RNA, 909 nt
Organism: Nicotiana attenuata
Lineage: Eukaryota; Viridiplantae; Streptophyta; Magnoliopsida; Solanales; Solanaceae
Product: 60S ribosomal protein L15-like
Exons: 4
Coding region: 104-718 (204 amino acids)
Biological process (GO): cytoplasmic translation
Cellular component (GO): cytosolic large ribosomal subunit; ribosome
Molecular function (GO): RNA binding; structural constituent of ribosome
Source: RefSeq, a predicted model, not a curated record
CCCAGGAGGGUAAUGACAAUCCUUUUAUAAUGCGCUUCACUCAAAAACCCUAGUCGCCAUCGCCGAGCAGCUACAGAAGGAGAGGAGCAGCAGAAGUGAUUCAAUGGGGGCUUACACGUAUGUGUCAGAGCUAUGGAGGAAGAAGCAGUCAGAUGUGAUGAGGUUCUUGCAAAGGGUGAGGUGCUGGGAGUACCGACAGCUCCCUUCUAUUGUGCGUGUCACUAGGCCUACUCGUCCUGACAAGGCACGCCGCUUGGGCUACAAAGCCAAGCAGGGCUAUGUGGUCUACCGUGUUCGUGUGAAACGUGGUGGAAGGAAGAGGCCAGUUCCCAAGGGUAUUGUGUAUGGUAAACCCACCAACCAGGGUGUCACCCAACUGAAGUUCCAGCGUAGCAAGCGAUCUGUUGCUGAGGAGCGUGCCGGUAGGAAAUUGGCUGGUCUUAAAGUCCUCAAUUCUUACUGGAUUAAUGAGGAUUCUACCUACAAGUACUUUGAGGUGAUAUUGGUUGACGCCGCCCAUGCUGCUAUUCGCAACGAUCCAAGGAUCAACUGGAUCUGCAACCCAGUGCAUAAGCAUAGAGAACUUCGCGGUCUCACCUCAGCCGGUAAGAAAUACAGGGGACUCCGAGGAAAGGGACAUCUUUUCCACAAAAAUCGCCCAUCAAGAAGGGGAACCUGGAAAAGGAACCAGACUCUGUCUCUCCGACGUUACCGCUGAUCUGCUUGACCUUUGUGAGAGAUUGUCGCUUGCUUAGUUUUUUGUUCUCAUUAUCUGGUUUUAGCCCUUUUAUCUUGAGACAAGCUCAGCUCACUACAUUUUUGAACAUCUAAAUUUGUAUUGAAAUAACUAUUUUCUUGCGGCGAAUGGAUUGCGUGCAACUUUUAUAAAACAAUAUAUAUGCAAGUAAA